Messenger RNA from Aspergillus alliaceus, 2363 nucleotides. RefSeq names its product Iwr1 domain-containing protein. The transcript is spliced from 3 exons. Gene Ontology annotation, cellular component: cytoplasm. Gene Ontology annotation, biological process: protein import into nucleus. Bases 77 to 1714 code for a protein of 545 amino acids. Lineage: Eukaryota; Fungi; Ascomycota; Eurotiomycetes; Eurotiales; Aspergillaceae. The record is from RefSeq and is a predicted model, not a curated record.
CGCUCGCUCCUCCACCAUCGGUCCUAGGUGUCCUAGGUUAGAGCAGGCAAAGUUCAGAGCCACAUAGUUUACCAAAAUGGCCCUACCUCCGGAACAGAUCAGUAUCAAACGCCGUCGAGAAGAGGAACCGGUAGACACUUUAUAUAUCCAAUCUGAUUUGCAUCAGACAAAACGCCGCUUUACAGACUUCGUUUUCCAACGAGUCCAAGUCAGUGCCAAGGAUCUGGGAAGUGAAUCUCCCAGUGCUUCACCAGUGUCCGCGGCGCAAAGGUCUAUCCUUACUCCGCGUUCAGUGAGCGCCUCUGUAUCUCUGACUGCGGGCUCGGUGUCGGCCCGCGCUACAGGAGAGGUUCCUUUGGUGAGAGCCACGUCCCCUGGGGCCGAGCGUCGCGAAGAGAAACGCAUCGCGACCGUUCGUAGGGAAGCGGAGGAGAAACUGAAAAAGGCUUUGCAUUCUUCGCCUGGUCCGGCGCAGCGGAAAGCUCGUGAUGAGAGUGUAGGCCGAGACGUUCUUGGUGAUGCUACUGCGGCUGGAGUGUCAUCCACAUCUAGUGCGCUAGACAGCGCGUCGUCUUCUCCGGGACGCGCGCAGUCGUUGCGACGAUUUCAAAUCUCCCGAUCCAGUACGCCCAUGAGCCCCCUUCGGAGUAGCGGAGGAGGGGUGCAGAAACGUAAAGCAGACGGGGUUGCGGUACUCGUGGAGAAGCUUCGACGCAAAAAGCAUUCGCGACAGGCGUCCCUGGUAGCCGAUGCGGCCGUGCGAGCGGAUGAUGUCGCUUCUCGUGACAAUUCCGAUGUGGCUGAGGAACAGCCAAUCCCUCCACGGAAGCGACCGGUGGUAAACCAGGCCGAGAGAAAAUGGAGGGAAGAGCGUAAGGUGGCGAUCUCGGCUGCGAAAAAGCAUAUCUCGCAGGUAUUGGAACAAGGGGCCCAAGCGCGCCAUAGCAACUGGGAAGACGAGUCAGAAAAGCUAGCUCGGGAUCUUGAGCAAAUCGCGUUAGAACUAGAAGGAGACAUGGAAAUGGAGGUAUCGCACACAGAUACGAAACACAACGCCCCUCAAUCGACGGUUGGACGGACUCAUUCGGUGAUGCCCAAACCUCCGUUGAAAUAUCCUCCUCGCACACCCAACAAGCUUCGUGCCGCGGCGUCUGCAGUACGCACGCAAGGGGCCACGGAUCCUGGUGGAUCCAUCACGCCUGCCACACCGGCACCGCUCAAUCUACACUCCACUGCAGGGCAGGAUGACGACAGUGACGGGGAGUAUGUAUACGAUACGUACAUCCGACGUCCUCUGCCGAACGGAGGUCAGCUUACGAACGCACUAGCGGAUUUAGAACUAGACCAAGAUGAGUGGCUCCGGCAGAAGGGUAUCGAUACGACUCGUCAGGACAUCGGUGUGAUCGUCAUCUCACCAGAAGAUGAAGAAUACUGGGAACAUUUUGCAGAAGAUGACGACGAUGAAGACCAGUGGGACAGUGAAGACGGGGACUCCAAUGCCGAGAAUAAUCCCGCGAAUGACUAUCCCGACGAGGAACUCUCUUGGGAUGACGAAGAGGAUGACCCCAAAGCCAUCUACAACCGGUAUCGGCAUAAUCACUCCGAUGAGGAAGAGUUCGGCUUUGACGAUUCCUCCAGUGAGCGCUUCGGGUACGGUUUUGGAUACGGACAGAGACAACGGGCGCACGUGGAUUCCGAUGACGAGAGCUGGUGAGGGUACGACGACGGGUGGCUGCAUUGAUUAUUCUACUGGAUCCAGGUGCUUGUCCUGCACAGUACUUUGGAGAAAGAGAGACCAGCAGGGAUGGAAGGUAACACAUCAUCAGUCACCGUUCCCUUGCCUCACCUCCUACACUCACCGCAAUUCUGCAGAUGCAGUCGAGGGUAUAUUAUGAGACCCGAGUCUGUUUCUGCAGAGUAACCUUCAUUCUGCAUGCAGACUCCAUCGCACAGCAUGUGCAGUACAGUACGUAUGAUUACACACACCCUUGGAUAUGAGUUAAUCCCUGUUCCUUACAUGCAUAAAUACAACGUUGUAAGGGUGCUAGUAUGUAUGGUCGUACUGUAUGUAUUUAUAUACUAAGUACAGGAUGAAAAGCAAAAUGAAGUGAAGUACAUACAGAUGACCCUCGAGUCAUGCUAUCCCAUUCUCACCAAAAACAAAUCCCGAAUCUAAAUAUGUCAGAGCAAACCUCCGCAGAAAAUCCUUUCCUUGAAAGAAAAUCAGAAUCGCGAUAAGAUACAUACAAAACUCUACGAGAACACAAAUAUUCGACAACUCACCUACAUAAACAGUAUAAUUAAUAAUCUACAGGCUCUCAUGCCGCUUCAUCACGCAGAAGGGAAGGGAAAACAAAAUCAAA